AAUUUCACACUUAUAGUUAUCUUUCUAUUAAAGACUUUUUACUCAUCAAUUGCUUUGAAUUUAAGUUGAAGUACUUUAUACUAAUGCUUUAUCAUCACAUCUGGUCCAUCUACUCUGCCAAUAAUAACCAUUCUCUGUGACAUAUAUAAAGAGAACCUUAUUGCCACAUUUCUCACCAUCCAACUCAAAACUUUCCUAAUUUCUAGCCAUAUUUUUAUAACCAUGUCACCAACAAAUUGGUCAAUUUUGGUCAUUUUGUAUUGUGCCAUCUCAUUUACCUUUGCUUCUGAUCCUGAUACACUUCAAGACCUUUGUGUAGCUCUUCCCUCUUCAGGUGUUAAGGUGAAUGGAUUUGCAUGCAAACCAGAGACAAAUAUAACAGCAGAAGAUUUCUUUUUUGAUGGUUUAGCAAAUCCUAAAGCAAUCAACAACACAGUAGGAUCUUUGGUAACUGCAGCAAAUGUUGAAAAAAUUUCAGGCCUUAACACAUUAGGAGUAUCUUUAUCAAGAAUAGAUUACAAACCUAAAGGUCUUAAUCCACCACAUACACACCCUCGUGCAACUGAAAUUGUUUUUGUGUUAGAAGGUGAAUUAGAUGUAGGUUUUAUCACUACAUCAAACAAACUCAUUGCUAAGUCUAUAAAAAAGGGUGAAAUCUUUGUUUUUCCAAAAGGGUUAGUGCAUUAUCAGAAGAAUAAUGGUGAUAAAGCUUCUUCUGUGAUUUCUGCUUUUAACAGUCAACUUCCUGGUACUUUGUCAAUAGCUUCAGCUUUGUUUGGUUCAACACCAACUGUUCCUGAUGAUGUUCUUGCUCAGGCUUUUCAGAUUGAUACUAAACUUGUUGAUCAAGUAAAGACCAAACUUGCUCCUAAGAAGAGUACUUAAUUUAUUAUGAUUAUGAUAUUCAAGAGAGGAAAAAUGUUUAUGUUUUCAACUAAAUUUUGAUAUUAUUUUGAGAUUUAAAUAAUAAUUGUUGAAGGGUUUUGAUUAUUAUUGUAUUUGUACUACUACCAUUUAUGGUGUGACAUUUUGCUAAUAAUUGUAUUGAAGAUUAUAGUAUAUGUGUUGAUGAUGAUAAUAAUGCAAAAUUUAUGAAUUGAUUAA
Molecule: messenger RNA, 1104 nt
Organism: Trifolium pratense (red clover)
Lineage: Eukaryota; Viridiplantae; Streptophyta; Magnoliopsida; Fabales; Fabaceae
Product: germin-like protein subfamily 2 member 4
Exons: 2
Coding region: 223-885 (220 amino acids)
Biological process (GO): plasmodesmata-mediated intercellular transport; regulation of root development
Cellular component (GO): plasmodesma; cell wall
Molecular function (GO): manganese ion binding
Source: RefSeq, a predicted model, not a curated record